Molecule: messenger RNA, 2460 nt
Organism: Tigriopus californicus
Lineage: Eukaryota; Metazoa; Arthropoda; Copepoda; Harpacticoida; Harpacticidae
Product: galactoside 2-alpha-L-fucosyltransferase SEC1-like
Exons: 7
Coding region: 25-1125 (366 amino acids)
Biological process (GO): carbohydrate biosynthetic process
Cellular component (GO): membrane
Molecular function (GO): galactoside 2-alpha-L-fucosyltransferase activity; sulfotransferase activity
Source: RefSeq, a predicted model, not a curated record
CGGCACACAGUGUCAUGCAAUAAGAUGAAGCAUCACUGUCAUGGGUUAACCAUGCAAGUAUUAAUUAUAUUCUUCGUGGUUAGCAUAUCCGUCGUCUUGUCAGAAGACUUUUGUGAAGCGAACAGUUGUUCCACUCAAGAAUCAAAAUGUGAACAUUUCAAUCCAAUGACAUUUAGUGCCUCAAAUCAAUCCAUAUUCCUUGUCGCAGCUCAAGGCAGAUUAGGAAAUCAUUUGAUUGCCCAUGCUCUCUCUAUAUCCAUCCAUAAAGCAAUCGGUGUCAAGACGUAUCUUUCGCAAGAAACGCAUGAUUUCUUAACUCAAUAUUUCGAGGACAUUCAGUUGCCCAUUUUACAAAAUAAGUUCUGCAAUUGGAACGAAAUCAACUUCCAGGUAUUUAGUAAAGGGAUUGAGGAUCUUGUAAAAGAUCCAGCUUUGAGACAAGGACAUCUUCUCGACCUCUGGUCAACUGGAUACAUGACAGACGCCACAGUUUGUUGUCCAGCUCAAGAAAUGUUUUAUUUCUUUAAUCAAAAUGGACUUUCCUCUAUUCGAAAGAAUCUCAGGUUCAAACCGAAGUUCAAAGAUUACGCCAAUGAUUUCAGGAUCCGGGCUGCGGCCAAAAGAAAUUUCCCCGUGACCAAAAUAACUUUUAUUGGUGUUCACAAUCGACGAACUGUGAGAUCGAAAUGCAAACCUGGUCUGGGCUUGAGAAACAAUUUUUUUUGGCCUUUUGUCUUUCAGGAUUACAUUCCUUAUAUGCAGAAGAUGUUCAGAAUGGAGAGUCCCUAUACGAAGAAGUUUUUCUAUCAAGCCAUGGAGUACUUUAGGGAAGAGUAUGAACACGUGGUGUUCUUCUUUGUGUCAGAUGAUAUGGAAUGGGGGAGAAAACACAUCAAGAACAAACACAAAGAUCUGUAUUUCUUGGGGAAAGGCGAUACCAAUUCUCCUGAUGCCAUUGGAUAUGACCUAGCAUUACUCGCCUCUUGCAAUCACACCAUCAUUACUUGGGGAUCGUUUUCUAUGUGGGCCUCAAUAUUGAGUGGAGGAGAAUAUUACUCGGAAUAUGGUGUUAUUGUGCCCGGUGAUCUUCAAUAUCCAGAGAAAAAGAGGAAAUUUAGAAACUGAUUUUGGUUAUUUUACCGGGAAAGAUCUCGGUAAAUAGUCUUGUAGCGGAACAUUGAUUUAUUCGCUCUUUUUGUCACGCAACCUAUUUCAAAGGCAAGGUUACUCAUGAUUUUUUCGGAAAGAGAAAUAAACAUGACACUUUUAUCAACGGAGAAGUGGUUUCUUGAUCUUGGAACUGUUUCGCUUAAGAGAACUUGCCUCAGGUGUUCAACAUAUAUUUUAGUGUUCAUCAGUGUUUUAACAUUAUUAGCCAAAUCUUUGGAGUCGCAUCCCACCCAAUCCCGUUAUGAAGCAAACGAGUCCAACGAGAAAAACUAUGAGCUUCUUAAGCGGGAAUUUCGAGCCAGAAACGACCAUUUGCAUCAACAGUGCAAAAAAUACCCACAUUUGAUCCCUUUUAAGGCUCUCAAUCAAGCUAAGUUCUUUUAUCUGAAGCAACCAGACGUUAUGAUGUGCAUGAUCCCCAAAGUAGCGAGCACAUCUUUGUCGUCAUUCCUAAUCCAGUCUCACCAACAUUUCAAAAGCCUUCCAGAUAAAGGGUUGACCAACAUUGGAUUUCCCUCGGGCAGUUUGAAUGACACUUUUCAAGAUACGUACAAGAUUAUGGUGGUUCGACAUCCGUUGGAAAGACUUUUAUCGGCGUAUCUCUACGUUUUUGUAAAGGAAGUUCAAGGUGACCUAAAACACACCAACAUGUAUUCUAAUUUAACGCAUCUGUUGGCGUUACAUUACCGUGGAUCCCACUCUUGGGAUGUCAAUCCUCUCCUGACGUUUCCAGAAUUUGUCAGAUUCAUCGUCAAUGGAACUAAGGAACACAUUCCAGGUUCUUGGCAAGGAUUGUCAAACGGGGAUUUUAUUUUCAAUCCCAACCUUAAUUCUCAUUGGGAACCGUACUGGAAAGUGUGCAGUCCCUGCCAACUACAGAACCACCCAAGUAUCAUCCUCAAAUUCGGCAAAGAUUUCGAUCAAGAGGUCCAAUAUGCGUUAAAAGAGAGUGGUAUUCAGGAAUUUUUCACUCAAAGGGUGCAUCCAAAGUUGCAGGGAACCCUUCAGUGGAAGAAUUCAGGCCAAACAGAGCUCCUGGAGGAGUUUUAUUUCUCUCAAUUGUCCAAAGCUGAAGUUUUGCAACUCUACCAAGCCUAUAAAGUUGAUCACGACCUUUUCCGAUAUGAUGUGGAACCAUAUUUAUCUUUCAGUCAUGGAUAAACCAAAUUUGUUGAUGUUAGUAUAUGCUUUAAUAUUUAUCCCCCGUCAACAGAGCCUUAACGUCAUUUCUGAAAAGUGCAUAGACAAUACCAAAAAGCAAAAUAAAACAGAUGCUGCCCAACAGAACGA